CGGUCAAUUUGGUUUAGGGAUUGAAAAAGUCAAAGGGAGCUCUUUGUUUGUUCAAUCACUCUCUCUGUUUGUCGUUGCAUCAGUUAUGUUUGUGGUGACUUUUGUGAAGAAAUGAGUGCUAAGAUUAGGAGAAUCAUGCGAAUCUCCUGCUCCUUCGCCUUCUCUUACUUUCAUCUUCCAUGCACAUACAUAUAUAUUGAUGUACAUUUACUUUAUAGUAUUAGAUAUUUAUAAACCGCAAGUUAUAUGUCUGUUGGAAUCUAUCAAAUGAUAUCUCACUUCUUCAAGUAUUUCAUUAGGAAUUUAGGUCAAAUUCAAAUAGUAGGCAUUAUUUUGGUGAACAAAAAAUAGCCACUAUUUCAAGAAAUUAAACGGCAGUAACUUUUAAGCUACCGUAAACGACAUUUAAGUUUUGAAAUAUUUUUUUUUGUUUACAAAACAUACGAUCUUGUAUAUUUUUUUAUCACACUUGCAUUAUUAGUCUCAAUAAGCACAAUCAAGAACAAAAUCUAAUUAUAUAAAAAAUUGUUUGAGUCCCUCCCGCAGUGUCCACGUGGAAACUCAAUUGAUAUAGGGUUGACACGUGUCCCUGUCCAAUGAAACUCAUCGUAUCAUUUUCUCUGCAGUUUGUUGGGCCUUGAACGUCAUCCGGUAUUUAUUUUUGUUGGGCUUUCAUUAAGUUUGAUGGGCGCGUUUCAGUUAGGGUUUACCCUGUUUUCUUCUUCGCCUCUCUUUUACACCCCCAUGUCAAUUAGCUCUUCGAAAUCGAUUUUCCAUCUUCUUCCUCGGAGUAACGCAACGUUACGAGUUACCAGGUUAUCAUCUAAAACCCUCCAUUACUCUCUCACACAUUAUCUACAUUCAAUGCGAUUUCUGGAUCUGUAAGACGGUGGAGAUUCAUAUAUAAAAAGGUAAGAUUUCUUCAUUCGAUAAUCAUCCUCUCAUUCUUAAAAGCUAACCGGUAAGACAAUUCUGUGAAAUAUGGCUGACGUUUCGGUCUUCCUCUCCGAUCUGCAGACUGGCCGCCCCUCCUCCACUGUUCAAGUCCAUUUGCUAAGUUUCUGGGAGGCUCAGGAAGGUGUCAAGGUUACAGAUGUGGUUCCGAGUGGAGCUUCCAUUGGUAUCUACGAGAGUGAGACUCUUGAGCUUAGUGAUGGGGGAUCAAACUACCUUGGGAAGGAUGUCUCUAAGGCUGUUGACAACUUCAUGGUCUAUGAACUGAUGGAACCCAAAACAAGUGGGGUUAAUGCAAUCAAAAUCAAAAGCUUGGAGCCAAUGAUAUCCUUGAUGCGUGCAAACCUGGGGCCAUUCUCAAUGGCAUUCGUCUCUACAAAAGGAAGGUAGAAGAGCAACAGGUAAACAUAUAUUAGACGACGGGGGAGAUAGGAAAACAAUAAUAAAUAUUAAUGAUUAUAUUUCUUACAUUUUUCAUGGUAGUAUAGUUUUGUAAAUUUUAACAAAAAGGAAAAUAGUUCAGAUUAAAUCUUCAACUUUCUAUCUUCUUACUUACUACGACAGUUAAUGUAUUCUGUGAUGUGGUACAAUAACAUGUUUAUACGUUUCUAUCUUUUGACUCAUGAAAGUUUGUAAAAUAUUUUGAACUCGAGACUACUUAGGAGCCAAAACCAAUGCCUUUAUAAUUGCGACUCUUUCGAGAAUGACAAUCAAAAAGAAAAAAAAAGGAUUAUGCAACUAUAAAGCAUUAACACAUGCUGGAAACAAAUGACGCGAUCAUUGUGCAACGUCCCAUGUAUGAAGAGAGCAGAAUACAACCUGAUGCUAAUCAUGCUACCCAUAAAAUGUAACCUUGGAGAUCUUGACAGCCCAUGCACAGUUUGUUUUCGUUACAAAAAAAUCACGAAGUUCCUUGAACUGAAGUAACUUCAGCAUGCACUAUCCAUCACACACUCACUCAGACCACCUACCAUUUUUAAGUUCUCUUUAAUACUUUUCCUACUUUCCAGAACAAUAUUCGCAGUAAUCGUUCCUCUGGUUUUAAGUUUAAUACACUCGCAAUUUCUAUUAUUUAUAAAACUAUCUUUUUAUACAUCCUCUUAGUUACUAUCUACUCUCUACGUCUGUCUCCAAUUUCCAUAGAACACAGUGUAAUCAAAAUGGAUUCCCCUAGCUUACGUGUUCGUGUUUGUAUUUUGCUGUAAUUGACUUGGUGCAGAACCUAUACAGAAAAAAAGAUGCGCAUCCAACCUUUUUUCCAAAUUCAGAUUUUAGGUUUGUUAGUUUUUCAUCGUAUUAAGUUCAAGGCCCAUUACACACGUAGGCCUUUUAACUGUCUUCAUGUGUUCCCAAAUAUCACCAUAAUUAUUAUCGGUACUGCCAUAAGAUCAAUGAUAAGAAAAAAACUUAGUCUAAUAUUAUAUGAUGUUAAUAACAGAUACAACCGAGUAUCGUUUCACUUCACCAAUUAAUAAGAAAGUACUACAAUCAUAUAUAAGGUUUAUACUAAAACAUACAAUAUAUGGAAAAUGUAUUUUAAUGAUUUGAUAUACGUACAACGAAUAUUUCUUCUAAUAUAUUAAUCUGUGUUACGUUAAAAAAUGACGACCCUGUUCUAUUUUUUUUAAUAUAAAUCUUACUAUUUGAAUAUAUCAUACACCAUUUAAUAUUCCAAAUUGAUAGUAAGAUAUAUUGGUUGACAAAAAAAAAGAUAGUAAGAUAUAUUAAUUUAUCUUUUUGUUUUUUAAAUUAAAAAUUCAUCAUAUAAUUAUAUUUGUGCAAUUGUAAAGCUUAUAUUAAUAAUAAUGCAUAAUGUAUUUAAUGAUUUGGUAAAAAUAUACAUAAGAUUUUUUACAAACAAUUAAUUUGUAUAGCAAAAACCAAUCCCGUAAAAUUAUUAACCAAACCAAUAACACCAAAUA
Brassica rapa (field mustard) is the source of this 2876-nucleotide messenger RNA. RefSeq names its product enolase-like. NCBI's taxonomy places the organism in Eukaryota, Viridiplantae, Streptophyta, Magnoliopsida, Brassicales, Brassicaceae. The record is from RefSeq and is a predicted model, not a curated record.